Molecule: messenger RNA, 1842 nt
Organism: Penicillium argentinense
Lineage: Eukaryota; Fungi; Ascomycota; Eurotiomycetes; Eurotiales; Aspergillaceae
Exons: 1
Coding region: 1-1842 (613 amino acids)
Source: RefSeq, a predicted model, not a curated record
AUGGCUUUCGAGCGCCCCCUACCCAUCUCCGGGGUCUGGGAGAACCCCGAUGCCUACAUCGAGGCCCUUCUCUCCUUCUCCACCAAGUCCGUACUCUUCAUGAAUUUGUGCGGUGGCGUGCAUAUGGUGGAUUUUCUGACUCGCGAGCCUGAUGUCUAUACAACACUCCUGCCAGAAAACUGGAGGAAAUUCUUCGAUCAACAUGAUGUCCAGGAUAUCAUCCAUCUACUACUACGGGAGGAUAUUGAACACUUGCGCGACACUAACAAGUCUGCCGGAGAGGAAAGCAGCCAUACUUGGAAUGGAGGCGCUUUUCCUCCCCAGAGCCUCUUGGAUUACAUUUUCAACGUUCGUCACUUAUCGCUUGGCCGAGAAUUCUCAAGGUCAUCUUUAAAGGACAUCGAGUUACCGAAGCAAGUUGCCAUGCGCAUGAACAAGAAGAAAGUACACGAGGUUGAGUGCUUUUCGCAGUAUGUCGGAACCCUAUCAGACACCGUUCAUGAAAGGCGAGGGGAGCGAGUCUCCCAUAUAGUGGACUUUGGGUCUGGUCAGAAUUACCUUGGCCGGACGUUGGCUAGCUCGCCUUAUCAUAAGCAUAUCAUCGCUAUUGAGCGAAAGCAUCAGUACAUCGACGGUGCUAAGGGCAUGGAUAUUCGGGCCAAAUUGGCAAAGGAUCCGAAGGCUAUAUAUGCGACGAAAGAUAAAAAGGUGUGCGAUGAUUGUAAUGAGACUUCGGGGGUGAAUACCCCAGGAAGCCCUCAAUCAACAUCAGAAGGUUCACCGACCUCGGAGGAUGUUCCUCUUGCCAACAUCCUGGGCCAAGUCAGCAUUGAAUCAGACGACCUCGGCUCCGAUGAUAAGAACGCCCCUCAGGAAAGUUCAUUGAAGGCGAAAAUUGAAACACGCGGUACCCUUAGCUACGUUGAGCAUGAAAUCUCAGACGGCUACCUGCAGCCCAUUAUCGACCACAUCGUCAACCCUUCCCACUCCAGACCGCUGGUCGAGGAAGGAAAGGAAGUAAGCGAUGGCAAAUUGAUGGUCGUCUCCCUGCACUCCUGUGGAAACCUAGUUCAUCACGGCCUACGAUCCUUGGUUCUAAACCCCUCGAUUGCGGCCGUUGCCAUGAUCGGCUGCUGCUACAAUUUGUUGACCGAACGGCUUGGUCCCGCCACGACCGAUCUCCCUGUACUUCAAUCUCUUCACCCUCGACUAGAAGAGAGCGGAAAAUCCUACGACCCACACGGAUUCCCCAUGUCGAAGUACUACGAGGAUUACCGAAGUCCCGGCGCAACGACAGGCAUGAAGCUGAAUGUCACUGCCCGCGCAUUGGCUAUGCAAGCUCCCUACAACUGGAAAUACGACGAUAGUGAAGUGUCAUUCACCCGACAUUUCUUCCGUGCUCUUUUGCAGAGGAUCCUCGUUGAUCGAGAUGUUCUUCCUAAGCCUUCCGGUGCGACUCAGUCAGAUACCAAGGCCGAUUCAAUCAUCCUCGGAAAAUUACCCAAAGCAGCUUUCAAGUCCUUUAAUGCGUAUUUCCGUGCUGCCACGACCAAAAUGAUCCGAGACCCUGUCUUUGGGUCCCUGGUGCAGGAGAAUCUGACUGGCAUGACGGAUGAGGACAUUCACCACUACGAGACUGAGUUUUCCCAUGUGAGGAAACAUAUCAGUGUCAUGUGGAGCUUGAUGGCAUUUAGUUCGCAGCUUAUCGAGUCUAUUAUUGUUGUGGAUCGAUGGCAGUUCCUCCGUGAACAGGACUGCGUCAAAGAUUGUUGGGUUAAGCCGUUGUUCGACUACGGUGAAAGUCCACGGAACCUGGCAGUCAUGGGACUCAAGAAGGCAUGA